CGUGACGAAGCACGAAGCCUGCUUUCUGAUUUGCUUAUUGUGCACGCACAGGGUCGCGUGCGCUUGUUUUUCGGACGGUUUAAAGCUCGCGUGAGGCAGCGCGAGACGGGGGUUGACGUGUGUAAUCGGUCCGAGCUCGCGCCUCCACCAUUGCGCACCACCACAUCAUCAUCAUCAUGGCGAGCGGUUCAGCGAGCGCGCGGUCUCCUCAGGUCCAAGACGAAAAUCCCUCAUGUAAUGAUGUGGCUAGCUUUAAGGCAGCAGACACAGUGGUCCAGCAGUGCGAGAGCCGUAAACCUAAACCCGAGUCAGAGAACUUGUCCUUCGGUACCGUGUUCACAGACCACAUGCUGCUCAUCGAGUGGAGCAGUGAAGGGGGCUGGGAAAAACCUCGGAUUCAGCCAUUUGGAAACCUGAGCCUUCAUCCCGCCUGUUCUGCUCUGCAUUACGCCGUGCAGCUGUUCGAGGGCAUGAAGGCGUACCGCGGACAGGAUGACCGAGUUCGUCUCUUCAGGCCCAUGCUGAACAUGGAGCGCAUGUUAAAGUCUGCACACAGAGCCUGUCUACCCAGUUUCGACGGCGCUGAGUUUCUGGAGUGUAUCAGGAAGCUGGUGGAAUUGGAUCAGGACUGGGUUUCUCGUUCGGACUCGGCGAGCCUCUAUAUCCGCCCGACGUUCCUGGGCACCGAGUCUUCAUUAGGUGUGAAGAAGGCCUCGCGUGCCUUACUGUUUGUGAUCCUCAGUCCAGUUGGCUCCUACUUCAGUACAGCAAGCAACUCUGUGUCCCUGUGGGCCGACUCCAAGUACAUCAGAGCCUGGAAAGGAGGGACGGGAGACUGCAAACUGGGAGCGAACUACGGGGCGUGUAUCUUGGCUCAGGACGAGGCGGUGGGAUUCGGAUGUCAGCAGGUUCUGUGGCUGUACGGAGACGAUCACCAGAUCACGGAGGUCGGCACCAUGAACCUCUUCCUCUACUGGAUCAACCAGGAUGGAGAGGAAGAGCUGGCCACGCCUCCUCUGGACGGGAUCAUUCUACCCGGCAUCACACGCCAAAGCAUCCUGGAGCUCGCACGCAAAUGGGGGGAGUUUAAAGUGUCAGAGCGUUACCUGACCAUGGCGGAUCUGCGUGUGGCUCUGGAGGAGGAGCGGCUGAAGGAGAUGUUCGGCUCGGGGACGGCGUGCGUGGUCAGUCGUGUGGGAAGAGUGCUGUAUCAGGGGCAGAGUCUGCAGAUCCCCUGUGUGGCGGAGAGCAACUCACUCACCUCUCGACUGCUGAAGGAGCUGACGGACAUCCAGUACGGACGGACUGAGAGUGACUGGACCGUCCUCGUGUAGACGAGUAUCACCUCUAGAGAGCAGCACACACACACACAUACAACGUGUGUGAAUGCACAAACACUUAAACGCACACGUAUCUUAGUUUUAGGGAGAAUCUCAGUAGAUUUUUAGUAUUGCGCAAUAAUUGUACUAUACGUGUAAUGUCCUGUUUCCUGUCCUGUAUUCCCAGUACUGUAGACCUACAUGUACGCAUACACGGAUGAAGACCUCCAUUAACAUGCAAACACACACACACACACACACACACACACACCAGCUUGUCAGGGAUUAUCUUUAGCUUGGAUAUGGUAGAGCAGUAUCGCGAAGCGUCACGUCAAGACCUCGUUCAGUUCCGUUUUAAAAAGCGUUUCAGUUCACACCGGCCACGAGGUGUCCGUACUGCCCUGGUUUUAUUCUACACGUCGAGAAAAAAGAAAAAAAGCACGAAUCCCAUAGAGACCUAUUGAAAUCGCAGAAGCACACUUUCUAUCCACAACGCACUUUAUUUAAAAUAUCCUAAUCUACAAAGACAAUGCAACUCGUAGCUGCAUAGAAACCUGCUUGGAUCGGAUGCUCCGGCUCUGAAAUCUGAUCGGAUCGGAUGAGCCGUGUUUAAGACCAUUGUAAAAUAAUAAUAAUAAUAAUAAUAAUAAUAAUAAUAAUAAUAAUAAUAAUAAUAAUAAAUCCCUGAUAUGCUGUAUGCACACCUUUUAUUAAUUGAAUUAUGUAUCGUGCGCCAUUUAUUAAUUAAACCGAUUAAUUCAGCGAUCGUCCUUCGUUGUUAAAAUCGUAAAUCGCGAAAAUUAUUAAUAACACAUUAACAGGGAUUUAUUUAUCGAUCCCUGGAUAGUACACCAACAAACAAAAUAAAAGUUUUUUAUGGGAACGGUUUUGUAAUGACAGCUGGCGGAUUGCUACGGACAAAUCAUGCUCAAGUAUGAAAGCGUCUUUUAUUUUUAUUCGUUUUUUUUUUUUUUUUUGGCGCUUCUGUUGUAUUAGCAGGGUCUCGAGGGGGGCGUGGCCGAGAGGGGGGUGUGAUUGUAAACUGGGGAUUUAUAAAAAAAAAAAAAAAAAACGGCGUAACUGCCCGUUGGAGUUCGAACGGAAGCAGGUGUGGAUCGAGUCGAGGUCUCGGACGUGUCGGUUACGUGAUGCAGCCGGUAAAAAAAAAAAUUAGCGUUUACGGUCGUGUGCAAAAGUUUGUACACCCCUAGGAGAAAAGAACAAAUAUUCCUUCAUUGUCACGAGCAACAACAAAAAAAAAAUAAUAAUAAAAAAAGUUAUUAAUAAUGAAGAAAUAGCGAUGUCUUCCAGUGCCGAAUAAGAGUUGAGUGCAAAAGUUUGCACACCCUUAAGACACAUAAACAAAUGUUACUUCAUAAGCACAUUUUUAAUGAUAUUAAUAGGAACGAAAAUGAAUUAAAUGCGAUACAAUUAUACCAGCUUCUUGAUGAUCAUGGGUAAUAGACGGUCGUACAUUCAAGUGCGAAAUGAUAGUUUGCACACCCUUAGGACAAAAGACAGGAUAUUCCGUCAUAGGCACAAGUACGAAAACGGUCAGAUGUCGUGUUAUAUACCGUGCCAGAUGUGGUGGGGAAAAAAAUUGUCUGCACCUGCCAUUUUAAAUGUGAUACACAUAUAGCAGAUUUGUGUUAUAAAUUUGUGUUCUAGCAGAUUAUUUGUAGCAAAAGUAAAUAAUAUCCAGUGUAAAAGUUUGUGCGCCCUCGGGGGGAAAAAAGGAAUAAUAUGUUCCUUCAUUUUCACAAGCAACAACAAAAAAAAAAUACUCAAACGAUAUAUAAGUGAAGAAGUAAAAAAAAAAAAAGGAAGUACCGUCUAAAAUACGGAUUAGAAAAGCGUUUUCUCCGGAUGCCCUUUCGCACGGAACGACGUGCAGUUCUGCGUUCACGUGGAUAAAACUAGACCUCUGGCUGUCACGUUUCCCAUUCUCAGACCACGCGGGGGCGCAAACUUUCGCACUCAUCCCCUUCGCGGUUGAAUACGAUGCAAUAAUUAUGACGCUCUUUAACGCUCGAGUUCUUUUUACGACGGCGAUGACGGUUUUAUUUGGGGGGGGGGGCGUACGUUUUUGUGGUUUUUUUUUAAGGGGACGCGACGUGUACUUACGGAGGCCGGAGGAAAUAAUAAAGCACAGACACACACCGGGGGGUUGAGUGCGAGAUCAUCAAACAUACCCGCCGUUAUUAUUUUCUAACGCCAAAAGGUCCAAAGGGAAACACGUAAAACGUAUUGUAGUAUCAAAUGCCGUGAUCGUGAAUCCUCUUCGGCUUGUUUGGCCUCGAAUAAAUGUAGUGAUUGGAGAAUAUCGAAUAAAUCACAGUGCCGGUGUUACUGUAGAUACGUUAUAUAUUGUUCAUCACUGUUGAAUUAUAAAACAUGGAAGUAGGAGGUUUAAUAAAUGUCCUAAGCAACA
This is a messenger RNA of Ictalurus punctatus (channel catfish), 3750 nucleotides long. It is a transcript of the gene bcat1, whose product is annotated as branched chain amino-acid transaminase 1, cytosolic. The transcript has 11 exons. Gene Ontology annotation, cellular component: mitochondrion. NCBI's taxonomy places the organism in Eukaryota, Metazoa, Chordata, Actinopteri, Siluriformes, Ictaluridae. Gene Ontology annotation, molecular function: branched-chain-amino-acid:2-oxoglutarate transaminase activity. The record is from RefSeq and is a predicted model, not a curated record. Gene Ontology annotation, biological process: L-leucine biosynthetic process; L-valine biosynthetic process. Bases 177 to 1334 code for a protein of 385 amino acids.